CAAACAGGGACACAAAAAAGAAAACGUCUAAUAACGAGAAAAAGCAACAUCUCGCGAUACUACCGGGUUUGUUUGAAACAUGGCUUCCUCAAUGAAGAAGGCUGCCCACGAUAUUGAAACGCGAAAACGGACUGAUGAUGUUGUCUUGUCGGGCGGUAUCGACUUCAACGCCCUGUUGUUGUCGCAGCCCGUGCUCGAUGGACUGGCGGCUUCUGGAUUCAAGAAACCGUCUCCAAUCCAGCUCAAAGCCAUUCCGUUAGGGCGAUGCGGACUCGAUCUGAUAGUGCAGGCCAAGUCUGGCACAGGGAAGACCUGUGUGUUCUCUGCCAUCGCCCUGGACUCUCUGGUAAUGGAGAACACUACGACACAGGUGCUGGUGCUAGCCCCGACCCGUGAGAUAGCAGUGCAGAUCCACUCUGUGGUGAUGGCUAUAGGCAGUGCCAUGGAGGGCCUGCAGUGUCAUGUCUUCAUUGGGGGGACGCCCGUCAGCCAGGACAAGAUCAGUCUCAAGAAGUGCCACAUCGCUGUGGGAUCACCAGGACGUAUCAAGCAGCUGAUUGAGCUGGGUCUUUUGGUUACCGCCAGCAUCCGUCUGUUUGUGCUGGACGAGGCUGACAAACUACUGGAGGAAGGCAGCUUCCAGGACCAGAUCAAUUGGAUAUUCUCCUCUCUACCGGUCAACAAACAGAUGUUAGCUCUGUCUGCCACCUACCCAGAAUCCCUUGCCCAGCACCUGGCCCACUACAUGAGAGAGCCCACCUUCGUCAGACUUAACCCCUCCGACCCCGGACUCAUAGGUUUGAAGCAGUACUACAGGCUGGUGCGCUCCCAUGCCAUGCCCCAUAAGGUGUUUGAGGAGAAGGUUCUCCUCCUGCUCGAGCUGUUCAGUAAAGUUCCCUUCAAUCAAGCUCUGGUGUUCUCCAACCUGCACACCAGGGCUCAGCAUUUAGCAGACAUCUUGUCCUCGAAGGGCCUUCCUGCUGUCUGUAUCUCAGGUAGUCUGAGUCAGGACCAGCGCAUGGAGGCCAUGUCUAAACUGAAGCAGUACCAGUGUAGAGUACUCAUCUCUACUGACCUGACCUCCAGAGGUAUAGAUGCUGAGAAGGUGAAUCUGGUGAUCAACUUGGAUGUUCCUCAGGACUGGGAGACCUACAUGCACCGUAUAGGACGAGCCGGACGCUUUGGUACACACGGGCUGGCAGUGACCUACUGUUGCCAUGGCGAGGAGGAGAACAAGAUGAUGGCCAUUGCUCAGAAGUGCAACCUAAUUCUUUGCGCACUACCAGACCCCAUAGAGCCAGGGCUGAUGCAGGAGCCUUGUGACUGGGAUAUCACUGUGGAGGCCCUGACACCAGGGACUAAUUCCCAGGUGUUCCCCAAGACAGAGCGAAGGAGACGGGCUAAGACCGAAUCCCCAGCCCCUAAACCCAUCAGGGAUCAGAACCCCAGCCCUGUCCACCCAGAGAGCACUGAACCCAGCCGACCAUGUAAGAGCCAGCACACAGCCAGUCCUGUGGCUAAGGCUGGUCCGAAGCACAAAAAUGCAUCCCCUGCCCUGGAUGUCCUCCUACCCCCUCCCAAGGUUUCAGUAGUCCCUGGGGCCUCCCUAGCUCUCUCCCGUAAAGAGCAACAGGAUGCCCUGCCAAAGAUCCCUCCACUCAGCGCCUUCAAGAGUCAAAGGUCAGGGAUCAUGACCUUCCAGGAGGCAGAGCUGGACUUCCAGAGCUUCAUCAGGGAGGGGCUGGGAAGGACAGUGGAGGUCAUCCGACAGUUCAGAGGUCACGGAGAUGACGGCGAGGGAUUUAACGGUCAGCACGGCUACGAGGAGUCUCAUACACUCCAGGAUGACGAUGUGCCACUCACACACACACACAUGACACGGAACGGAGAGCGUCCACCAACACCCACACAGCUUCCUCUAAAGACGAACUCUGACCCGUCACCUUUGGAGUCGACUUCUGAUGGGUCCAGCUCUGACUGUGACAUGGAGGAAGACCGGCAGGCUGACGAGUCAACGCAGAGCUCCACAGAUCAGACCAGAGGAGCUGAACACAAACCAAUCAUUCCGAUUCAAACUCAAUCUGCACAGCAAUCCACAGUCAUGGAUGGGGCAAGGAAACCAAAGUUUACGCCACCUAGAAGCCAACCCAACUCACCGUCUGUACCCCAUCCUAGCCACCACAGAUCCCCCAGACCAGAGGGGAGAGCUGUGAGUACAAACCCCGGGGAGGGGGAACCUUUGUUGUGGAAGGCAAAGGACAGAGAGGCUACAGCACAGCCGUGGAGUAGGGAGACGGCUAAGAAAGUCAAAGGGGAGAAGAGAGAUAUUUUAGAGGAGAGGAAGGUGCCUGAGAAUCGAGGGAGUGCGAGGAAGAGGGACAGAGUGAGUGAGGUAGAGGAGGAGGAGGAGGGUGAGGGUUAUGAGGGCUACUGGAGGGCCUACUACAGAGCUUGGGAGGAUUACUACGCCUCCAUGCCCCCCUCUCACCAACCGGGUUACCAUGGCUACCACAGUAUGGCGUCCAGCUGGAUGGCUGCCUACCGUAUGAACUCUGUGUACAUGGAGGAACUGUUAAAACACUAACACAGGGCUUCACACGUAGACCAGAGAAACUGAGUUAAACUUCUGCCAAAGACAUGAGCUUUUCUUUCCACUCAAUGUCUGCUGUUAUCAGUGAAACAAACACAAAGUUAAAGAUCUCUUUGUAGAAGCAGCAAACGGUGAACAAACAUGAAUAAUUUCUUCAGUUAGUUUAAGGAAAUCACUGAUUUCCACGUAACAAUGUUAUUUUGCUGUACACGUUUUGGUCUUUCAUUUUGAAUGUGAAAUAGUGGACUUUCACUAAUAUUAUUGCAUGGUAAAUGAAUGACUACUACGUGCAUUAUUAUUAUACCUACUUUGUGUACAUACUUUUAUAAUAAAGAUCCUUUUGUUCCAUA
Oncorhynchus keta (chum salmon) is the source of this 2940-nucleotide messenger RNA. It is a transcript of the gene ddx20, whose product is annotated as DEAD (Asp-Glu-Ala-Asp) box polypeptide 20. The transcript has 11 exons. Gene Ontology annotation, cellular component: SMN complex. The record is from RefSeq and is a predicted model, not a curated record. Bases 80 to 2584 code for a protein of 834 amino acids. Gene Ontology annotation, biological process: spliceosomal snRNP assembly. NCBI's taxonomy places the organism in Eukaryota, Metazoa, Chordata, Actinopteri, Salmoniformes, Salmonidae. Gene Ontology annotation, molecular function: RNA binding; ATP binding; RNA helicase activity.